GUAACCAACAAAUUAAGAACAAAUUGAGCAGUGAAAGCGGCGAAGAUGACAUCGGAACUGCAAAUAACGAGAAUGAAACCGUCCUAACUGACAAGGAGGAAAGCAUUGAAAUUCAACGGAAGUCACAUACAGAGGUCACCAACGAACAUGAAACGGCACUGAAUGAUGCAAAAAUAAAUCAGAAUGCAAGCAAUGGAAACAAAAUGAAAGGCCAGCAUGAAUCAGAAAUCACCAAUGAUGACAAUGAUGCAACUCCCAGUCUGAAUGAUAAACUAGAUAAAGAACAAAGUGAAAAUAGCAAUGAGAUUUUGAGCGAGAGCAAUGAAGAAAUGAGCUAUCCUACUAGUGAAGGAGAAAUUAUUCGCCAACAUAAAUUCUACAUUCAUAGCUCAUGGCUAGCCGUACAGAGUUCCUACUUCCGUUCCUUGUUUUUCUCUGGAAUGAAGGAAUCGAGUGCUACCGAAGUUCAUAUUCAGAUCUCGGAAAGCGAAGAACAAGCUCAAUUGAUUUUAUUGGAAGCAAUGUAUAAAAUUGAUACAGUGGACAAUGCUAGUGUUGAUGAACUUCUCGAAGUUUUGAAAAUUGCUGAUAAAUAUGAUGUGAAAUUCGUAUUCAAGAAAGCUAAAUACUGCUUACAAGCUGCAGUGGUCUCCCUUGAUAUUUGUGAGAAGAUUAUGUGCUUUAUUAAAGUUGAUAAUACAAUCACAGAUGUUGACGAUCUUGCAAGCACACUGCAGUCCUUUCUUGCAAACGAAUUCAGCCCUUUAGAUAAAAAAUGGCAGACAACAAGUUUUAAAAAGCUGUGCGAGCCUUCGGUGCGGUAUCUGCUAAGUAGUGACGAACUGAUUGCAGAAAGCGAGAACACCAUUUUUCACGCAUUAGUUUAUUGGAUCGAGCAAAAUGGAAUUGAUAAUGUCUCAGAUAUUCAAGAGCUUCCCUCACUGUUGUCGGUUGUCAGAUUUGAAUUGAUUCCUAUUGAUUAUUUGUACAAUAUUGUACAGCACAAUGCUGUCGCCAAGAAGUUAGCAGAUUUCAAGGACCAUUACUUACAUGGAGUCAAUUAUCAUGCUCUAUCGGAUAGCAUGAAGCAACGGUUGCCGUGUCAGCCAGUGAAAAGGAAAGCUACUACGCAGCCAUUCAUUCCCUAUACAUGGGUGAUGCCGAGAGAUGCAUUGAAUAAGUUGGUGGGAACGAACCAACGACUCGUAUCAAAUUUAUUUUGGUACUGUGGUUACAGAAUGGUCCUGGUAUUUACUCAUGUUGUAAAGAUUAACAAUUUGGGAGAAAACCGAGCACUGUUCAAUGCCGCACUCUCCUUAGGAGUCAUCAACAUAACUGAACAAAGUGAAGUUAGAAUUCAGUGGCAGCCAGUAAGUCAGUCUUUUAAAUCGAUUGUUUCUGAACAAAUACACACAUUUGAUAACCAAGAAUGUAUUUCAUCUGUGCGUAUAAAGUACGAAAUGGAAGUCCAGUCAGAAAAAUCAAGUAGCAACGAAGCGUUGAGUAAUGGAUCCAACCCAACUGCUGUUCCAAAACAGGAAAGGCCUACUACACCCUGCUUCAUGUCCAUUGAUGUGAGAAUGAAUUUGUUAAGAGUGUAUAUGCUUUUACAUAAGAAUUGA
Molecule: messenger RNA, 1622 nt
Organism: Paramuricea clavata
Lineage: Eukaryota; Metazoa; Cnidaria; Anthozoa; Malacalcyonacea; Plexauridae
Source: the annotation of a GenBank genome assembly